GUGAAAAGAGAAAACAAAUGGUAGCCCACCAAGCUCUCUCUGCCUUCUAAAUUAGGCCACUCUUGUUGCUUAAUUAAUAUCCACAUGGAAAUUUUAAUUGUUUUUCAUAUCUUGUGCUUGAUCUAUUAUUAUUCCUAUUUAACCCUUAUUUUUUGUGGAUAUGGUUGUGGUGCUAUCUUAAACUUUUAUCAUCUUGCAUGCACCCCCAGAAACAUAUCCCCUUUCUCAUGUCAUCUUUCUGGGUACCUCCAGGAUUGCUUUGAUAUUCCCAGAUUUUUUUCCUUUUCUUUUAAGCUUUAAUUCAUUCGUUCAUUCAUGAGAUUUAUAAAAUAAGAUUAAAAAUUAAAAAAGCCAUAAAAGAAAAAAUUGAGGAAGAGGUGGAGUUUUUGUAAUAAAGAGAAAUAAAAAGAAAAUAUUAUAGGCAAGUUGUGGUGAAAGAGAUAAAAUUAUGGUGAAAUAUGUGUUCAUCCUGUUCCUCUCUUUCGCGACGAUAGUUCCAUGUUUGCUUGCAAAUAUUGCAUAUUAUGAUGACGUGUGGCAAAAGAGGGCGGAGGAGGCUAAGAAGAACACCUUGGAGGCUUACGUUCCUAAUCCACUAGAAACGGAUGAAGAUGCAGACUCUCAAUCUGUGCAUAUUGGUUCCCCUCCACCUACAUCAAUGGGUCCGUCCUCGAGUACGGGUGUUCUAGUGAUCAAAGGUGGCGACAAUAAUAAUAGCAGCACCGAACAAACUGUCCCAGAAAGUGAAGUAGAGAAUAGCGGUGGUGGAAAUAGCAACACUACGAGGAGAGGUUUGAGGCAAGGCAAGACCAAGUACAGAGGGCCAUGCGAGAAGACCAAUCCCAUCGACAAAUGUUGGAGGUGCAGGAAGGACUGGUCAAACGACCGACGUCGUCUGGCCCAAUGUGCACUUGGGUUUGGUCGCAAAACCACCGGAGGGGCAGAUGGGAGGCUUUACGUCGUCACUGAUAACAGUGACGACGACUUCCUGAACCCUAGACCGGGGACUUUGCGCUAUGCGGUGAUUCAAAGGGAACCUUUGUGGAUCAUAUUUGCGCAUGAUAUGAACAUCAAGCUGAACAAAGAGCUUAUCAUGGCGGGAAACAAGACCAUCGAUGGUCGUGGAGCAAACAUCCAUAUCGCUUAUGGUGCAGGCAUUACGAUACAAUUUGUUAGUAAUGUUAUCAUCCAUGGGAUUCACGUCCAUCAUGUUGUGCCCACGAGCGGGGGCUUGAUCAGGGAUUCAGUCGAUCAUUUUGGGUUUAGAACUCAAAGUGACGGCGACGGGAUCUCGAUUUUUGGGUCCACUAACGUUUGGAUCGAUCAUGUCUCGAUGUCAAAUUGCACAGAUGGUUUGAUUGAUGCAAUUCAAGGAUCUACCGCCGUCACCCUCUCGAACUGUCAUUUCACCCACCACAAUGAUGCGAUCUUGUUGGGGGCAAGUGAUAGCUUUUCAGGAGAUCAAUUCAUGCAGAUCACAGUUGCAUACAAUCAUUUUGGACAAGGGCUGGUGCAGAGAAUGCCAAGGUGCAGAUGGGGUUUCUUCCAUGUGGUCAACAAUGAUUACACCCAUUGGCGUUUGUAUGCUAUUGGAGGUAGCAAACAUCCCACCAUUAUCAGCCAGGGCAAUCGUUUCAUCGCCCCACCCGAGAAGGAGUUGAAGCAGGUGACCAAGAGAGACUAUGCAGCAGAAACUGAAUGGAGGAAUUGGAUAUGGAGAUCAGAGGGUGACUUGUUCAUGAAUGGAGCAUACUUCAUUGAAUCAGGGAAUCCAAGUUUGAAGCCAAGACCAGCUAAAAAGUUCAUGCUCACGCCAAAACCAGCAGUGUUAGCGACGAGGAUGACAAGAUAUGCUGGAGCACUAGAGUGCACAGCUAGGCAACCGUGUUAGGCAAGCUAAAGCAAUCAAAACAAGAGAAAGAAGCCUUUAAAAGAAGGAUGUUAUGGAUACAUGAUUUGUACAUUAAGAAAAUACUCUAUUUGUGAUUGGUGACGAGGAGGCUCCAAUGGCCAGAUUCCUUUUUUAUUUAUUUCGUUAUUGUUGUUUAUUUUCGAGUUGUGUUCAAAAUUCAUUUUUCUAUAUAUCUUGUUGUGAUUUUGCUGUUGUUGGAAGUGGGAUGAUAUGAUCAUACAAAUCAUGAAAAGGUAUACAUGUUAUUUUAUGUUCUAGAAUCAAACAAUCCUUUUUGUUUCCCAAGAAUAUUAUAAUGAAUAAUAUUCAUAUGAUCGUCACUUUAAUAACAAAGCCAUUUAUGAA
Molecule: messenger RNA, 2257 nt
Organism: Linum tenue
Lineage: Eukaryota; Viridiplantae; Streptophyta; Magnoliopsida; Malpighiales; Linaceae
Source: the annotation of a GenBank genome assembly